AUGGGCAAAUUUGCUGUGCCAUUCUUGCCGAGGCCAAUGCGACAAUUGAUACGAUACCCGAAGUACGCGAGGCGCCAGGAUCACAACAAGGCCUCCUUCAGGCAUACAAAUGUGCCAACUACGACAGUCUUAAAUCAGCCAUACAGUCUCAACUACUUGUCUAUUUACAUCAAACUGGGAGCCUGUAAAACGACCAUUUUUCUUCUUACCUCUUCUCUGUACUUCAUCUACUUGCACAAUCUUCACAAUUUGCGCUCCUUUUCUAGCAGUCAGGCGAAUUCUGUUCUUCAUGCAAGCCCAUGCUUAGCUUCAUUAUCUGCUAUUCGCCCUUCUAUUUGUGCAUGA
Messenger RNA from Protopolystoma xenopodis, 345 nucleotides. NCBI's taxonomy places the organism in Eukaryota, Metazoa, Platyhelminthes, Monogenea, Polystomatidea, Polystomatidae. The record is from the annotation of a GenBank genome assembly.